Messenger RNA from Cynocephalus volans (Philippine flying lemur), 1229 nucleotides. RefSeq names its product CD9 molecule (gene CD9). Lineage: Eukaryota; Metazoa; Chordata; Mammalia; Dermoptera; Cynocephalidae. The transcript has 8 exons. The record is from RefSeq and is a predicted model, not a curated record. Gene Ontology annotation, cellular component: plasma membrane. The coding region runs from base 128 to 811 and encodes 227 amino acids.
GCCCUUCGGAGCGCAUCCCCCGCCGCGCGCAGCCGCCAGCACCUCUGUCCCGAGCCGGGUCCGCCCGUCCUCGCCGCGCGCGCCCGCGUCCCGCAGCCGUCGGGCCCCGGCCAGUCCAGCCCGCACCAUGCCGGUCAAAGGAGGCACCAAGUGGAUCAAGUACCUGCUCUUCGGAUUUAACUUCAUCUUCUGGCUUGCCGGGAUUGCAGUCCUUUCCAUUGGACUAUGGCUCCGAUUCGACUCGCAGACCAAGAGCAUCUUCGAGCAAGAAUCUCACAAUAAUGCCAGCUUCUAUACAGGAGUCUACAUUCUGAUUGGAGCUGGGGCCCUCAUGAUGCUGGUGGGCUUCCUCGGCUGCUGCGGUGCUGUGCAGGAGUCCCAAUGGAUGCUGGGGCUGUUCUUUGGCUUCCUCUUGCUGAUAUUUGCCAUUGAAAUAGCUGCAGCCAUCUGGGGAUAUACCCACAAAGAUGAGGUGAUUAAGGACAUCCAGGCGUUUUACAAGGACACCUACGAGAAACUGAAAGGCAAGGACGAGCUGCAGCGGGACACGCUGAAAGUCAUCCACCACGUGCUGAACUGCUGUGGUAUGGGCGGGGUUGUGGAACAAUUUAUCUCAGACAUCUGCCCCAAGAAGAACUUGCAGGACAGCCUCACAGUGAAGUCCUGCCCUGACGCCAUCCAAGAGAUCUUCGACCACAAAUUCCACAUCAUCGGCUCAGUGGGCAUCGGCAUUGCCGUGGUGAUGAUAUUUGGCAUGAUCUUCAGUAUGAUCUUGUGCUGUGCUAUCCGCAGGAGCCGCGAGAUGGUCUAGAGUCAGCUUACAUCCCUGAGCAGGAAAGUUUCCCUGUGAGGAUUGUUGGGGGCUUUUGUUUGGUUGGUUUUUUUGCCACUAACUUCAAUAUCCUGCAUUUCUAAAUUUAAAAAGUUACUCUGUGUUUGUAUUUUUUUAAUCCUUUAUUCAAUAUUCAUAUUUGCAGUUGAGGGAUUAGUUUGGUUUGCUUUGAUUUAUAUUUUUUUAGUUCUUUUUGCUUGUUAUGUUAAGCAGAAAUCCUGCAAUGAAAGGUACUAUGUCUGCUAGACUCUAGACAAAAGAUAUUGUACAUAAAGAGAGUUUGUUUGGGGGUUUGUUUGUUUUUUGUCUUUAAAUAGAUAAAAAUGUCUAUCAAAUUUAAUCAGAUUGUAACUUAUAUUGAAGACAAUUUGAUACAUAAUAAAAGAUUAUGACAAUA